UACAAACGUGUGUGUGUGUGUGUGUGUGUGUGUUUUACUUUCCACUGCAAAGACUUCAAGGAACAUCAAACGUGCAUAACAAUGUCAAAUCCGUUAUAUCACAAAAGAACAUUGACUAUGAAUUCAGGUUAGCUACUCAGUCAAUACUAGAUAUUGAGUAAACAAGUCAUCCACACACACAUAUAUAUCGGCAAUGAGCUACCAAUAUCAAGACAAGGGAACUUUUCAUACUCCUCUGCUCUGGGCACAGAAAACAGAAAUAUCUGUGCUGAGUACAGACUACAGACCCUAGAGUCUAGAUGGAGCACACCCCCGAAAGUGGUGGAGAACAACCUUGCCAAGAUCCUGUGGGACUUCAAGAUUCAGACUGACAAACUGGUGAUGGCCAGUCAGUCUGACAUAGUGGUGGUGGAUAAACAUCAGAAGAGAGCAGUAGUGAUGGAUGUAGCAAUCCCUAGUGACAGCAACAUCAGAAAGAAGGAACAGGAAAUGCUGGAGAAAUACCAAGGGCUGAAAGAGCAGCUGGAGAAGAAGUGGGGUCUAAAGACAACAGCGGUGCCAGUAGUGAUCAGGGCACUAGGGGCAGUGACCCUCAAGCUGGAUGCAUGGCUCCAGGAAAUACCGGGAACAUCUGAGAUCUCUGUCCAGAAAAGCACAGUGCUGGGAUUAUGAAUGUACUGUAUAUGUAAUUAACUUAUACAGCAAUAUUUAAUCGCUUGAGCAGCCCCAGAUUCAGUCGAAUUCACUCAGGAGCUCAGUCCAUCCAGUGGGAGCAGUUUGAGAUUCAGUAUCACAGGACACAGGGAUAUGUGGACACAAAGGGGGAUGGAACCUGCAACCUUGCUUUUCUUAUCCUGACUACUCACUCAAAAAGUGAUAAUCAUGCAUUCACCCACUGAGGCCCGUUCAGUGGGACCAUCAGGCUCUGGUGAAGAAGGUCUACGAGCGGCUGAAAGAUGACGGACUGGCGGUGUGGAUGGACAUCGAAGGAGGGGUGACCGGGAACAUCAACGACGCGAUGGCUGCAGGAGUGGAGGAGGCUGCAGUCAUCUGUCCCUUCAUGACUCCUGCUUAUCAGGCAUCCCGCAGCUGCAAGAAAGAGCUGAGCUACGCCGACACCAGGGAGGUCGUCGUCGUGCCCCUCAUGGUCACCGACAACUGGGAGGCCAGCGAGUGGCUGGGACUGGUCACUGCAGGCCUGCUGUGGGUGGACUUCAGAAACGCAGAGGAGAAUGAGGAGCAGUUCGACUUGUGCGUCAGGUCUCUGGAGGAGGAGAUCAUGUUUAACGUAGGUCACCUUCUCGAUACCGAGGAGGCUCCGAAAGAGGAGGUGGACCAGCCGGAACCGGCAAAACCUCGUCUGAAGGCCAAACCUGGACGAGGGUUCCGACAUGCUCACACAAAGCUCUACAUCCAAGAGUCAAGCGAGCAGAUUACCGAGCCGGCUGAGGACAGCAGAGGCAGCGUGGAGCUCAGCGAGACGCCCGGAGAUCACAGCUACUGGGAGGAGAUUAAGGUGACCGGCUGUAAGUACUACCGGAACGCCGUCACCGGCAGGUACCUCGGCUUCGACAGCAGCAGGGACGAGCUCCACUCCGAGCCCCGCCCCUCUGAAGCCGGGGAGUGGCUGCUGCUGGUGGACCAGACGGACCAGAGUCACCGGAGAGCCGUCGUCAUCAAGAACAAACAGUCCGGCAGGUUCCUGGCCGUUCGAGACGGCAGCUUCACUGGACUGGCGUCGCACAACCAGGACUGCAGAUGGUAUUUAGAGUAAAACCGACCGUCAGGAAGCUUCAGUAGGAGGGGAGGUUCGCUAAUGUA
Molecule: messenger RNA, 1821 nt
Organism: Salarias fasciatus (jewelled blenny)
Lineage: Eukaryota; Metazoa; Chordata; Actinopteri; Blenniiformes; Blenniidae
Exons: 7
Coding region: 977-1774 (265 amino acids)
Biological process (GO): signal transduction
Source: RefSeq, a predicted model, not a curated record